AUAGUAUGUAUAUUUUAUUUACUAUGUGUAUUCCACAUCAGAACUCGCUGGAUAGCAGUCGUACCUUGAGUUUUAACGAGAAUAUUGUCAGAGUAUCAGAUUAUUUUAAUUAUUUGAACCAAUGGUGGAAGGGCAGUAUUAAUCUGCAAAAUCAUAUUAUCGAUUUAAGUUUAAUUUUGAGCUUCAUUCGGUUUUAUUUUUCAAGGUACCUGAUAUUGUGUAUGAAUAUUUCCUGAAAAUUCGGAGAUGGUCGGUGGCAGCGUGCUCUGGUUCCGACAUGGACUACGUCUGCACGACAAUCCGUCGUUGCAAAAUGCCCUUGAAGACAGGCACACACCAUUCUACCCUAUCUUCAUCUUUGAUGGAGAGACAGCGGGUACGAAGAUCGUAGGGUACAAUCGCAUGCGCUAUUUGUUGGAGGCGCUGAACGAUUUGGAUGUCCAGUUUAAAAAGUAUGGAGGAAGACUGCACAUGAUAAAAGGCAAUCCUGAUCUCGUGUUCAGGCGUCUCUGGGAAGAAUCCGGAAUACGGAAGAUUUGUUUCGAGCAAGAUUGUGAGCCAAUAUGGCGCGCACGUGACGACUGCGUCCGAAACCUCUGCCGUGAGAUCGGAGUUUCGUGUCGGGAAAACGUUUCCCAUACACUAUGGGAUCCAGACAGCGUCAUCCAAGCUAAUGGUGGAAUCCCUCCAUUGACCUAUCAAAUGUUUCUGCACACCAUUGCUAUUAUUGGAGACCCGCCUCGCCCUGUGGACGAUGUAGACUUGAAGGGAGUCAACUUUGCGUGUCUUCCAAAAAGCUUCUACGAUGAAUUUACUGUGUUUGAUGUGGUCCCCAAACCUGAAGACUUGGGAGUGUUUUUGGAAAACGAAGACAUUCGUAUGAUACGCUGGAUGGGGGGCGAGACUGCUGCUUUGAACCAGAUGCAGGACCGUCUGGCCGUGGAGUACGAGACGUUUUGCAGGGGCUCCUAUUUACCGACGCAUGGUAACCCAGACCUGCUCGGACCACCGAUAUCGCUGAGUCCGGCGCUGCGGUUCGGCUGUCUGUCUGUGCGUCGUUUCUAUUGGUGCGUCCAAGAUCUGUUCCAACAAGUGCACCAGGGACGCCUCGCUUCGACUCAGUUUAUAACUGGUCAACUGAUAUGGCGUGAGUAUUUCUACACGAUGAGCGUGAACAAUCCGAACUACGCGCAGAUGGCCGGCAACCCGAUCUGCUUGGAUAUACCGUGGAAGGACCCGGAGAGCGACGAGCUCCAAAGGUGGAAGGAGGGCCGCACGGGCUUCCCGUUCGUGGACGCGGCCAUGCGGCAGCUGCGCACGGAGGGCUGGCUGCACCACGCCGUGCGCAACACCGUGGCGUCGUUCCUCACGCGCGGCACGCUGUGGCUCUCGUGGGAGCACGGCCUCGCGCACUUCCUCAAGUACCUGCUGGACGCCGACUGGUCGGUGUGCGCCGGCAACUGGAUGUGGGUGUCGUCCAGCGCGUUCGAGGCGCUGCUGGACUCGGGCGAGUGCGCGUGCCCCGUGCGCCUCGGCCGCCGCCUCGAGCCGUCCGGCCACUACGUGCGCCGCUACGUGCCCGAGCUGGCGCGCAUGUCCGUCGACUACAUCUACGAGCCGUGGAACGCGCCGCUCGAGGUGCAGGAGCGCGCGGGCUGCGUGGUGGGCCGAGACUACCCCGCGCCCGUCGUCGACCACCGCGCCGCCGCGCAGCGCAACCGCGCCGCCAUGCAGGAUUUGCGCAAAAUGCUCGAGAAAGCACCGCCUCAUUGCUGCCCGUCCUCGGAGGAUGAAGUCCGCCAGUUCAUGUGGCUCGGCGACGAGGGCCAGAACGAGAUAACCAGCACCUAAAUACAUAGACUGCAUGGAGUACGUCAAGCAUUCCAAUCGUGGAAGGGGUUAAGAUAAAGAAACCUUAGAUUUACAUAUUCCAUGGGAUUUUUAAUAGCUCUGAUAUAUCAUGCACUACAAACAGUUCUUGACUAAUAUAUCUUUAUUUAUAAUACGACACUAUUCCACUUAACUCAUUACAUCCACUUAAUUUUUGCUUCUAAAGUGCCAUUAACCAUAUAACCGGAAUUUAAGACGUAAUUUUUUAGAGAAUCUGUAUUAAGUACCAUAGAUUACUUAAGAUGAUAUCGCGUCAGUUGAACGACAAAGUUGGUUAUUUGUCUUUACUUCUCCUUAGGAAAUAGGAAUAUUCUAAAGUCAAAACUUGUUUUUUUUUUUUUAGAAUUGACUAAAGAUCUCUGUUUUGUUCGAAAGUAUGAUGUCACUUUAAAGAUUGUUCGUCUAUAUCCUUUCAAAUUUUCAUAGUCUGCAUUAGAAUGUACUUUUUCCUACGGAUUGUACGAUUUAAGCAGUUAAGGGUGAUUUACUAAUUGUAAAUUUUUUAACAUAAAGGUGCGACACGACGGUUAUGUUAUUUUAAACCGUAUUGUCCAUGUUUGUUUGACCUUGCUCAUAUGUCAACUCCCAAUAAGCGAGCCCAGUUACUCUCCAUUUGGAAUAGCUGGAAUUACGGGCAACAUAUUGCAUUUUCGAGGCUAUUUUUAAAAAAAGUGUGUUUUAACUUAACAAAUACUUGCGGUACAGUAAUUGUAUCAUAAUUUAUAUUAUUAUUAAUAUUUAUCUCUUGUCUAGUAUUUUAAUAAUAAAUAAUAUACAUAUUUCGUGACUAAAA
Vanessa atalanta (red admiral) is the source of this 2683-nucleotide messenger RNA. It is a transcript of the gene cry, whose product is annotated as cryptochrome-1. Gene Ontology annotation, molecular function: FAD binding; DNA binding. Bases 247 to 1851 code for a protein of 534 amino acids. The record is from RefSeq and is a predicted model, not a curated record. The transcript has 13 exons. NCBI's taxonomy places the organism in Eukaryota, Metazoa, Arthropoda, Insecta, Lepidoptera, Nymphalidae. Gene Ontology annotation, biological process: entrainment of circadian clock by photoperiod; circadian regulation of gene expression. Gene Ontology annotation, cellular component: nucleus; cytoplasm.